Messenger RNA from Frankliniella occidentalis (western flower thrips), 906 nucleotides. RefSeq lists its product as uncharacterized. The transcript is spliced from 4 exons. The record is from RefSeq and is a predicted model, not a curated record. NCBI's taxonomy places the organism in Eukaryota, Metazoa, Arthropoda, Insecta, Thysanoptera, Thripidae. The coding region runs from base 225 to 716 and encodes 163 amino acids.
GGCGAUAUGGCUAAUCGGUCAGUCCCAGUUCAGUCCGUUUUGUGCCGCCCUCCGCACCACUGUGUCGAGGAAGCCUCUAGACCCCCGCGUCCAGCACGUCCGCGCCCGUCCUCCCGUCCCGCCGGCCCACCAAGAGACCCGCCGCCGUGCACAGCCACUCCCCCGGCCUGCAUCUCCGCGUGGAGCCCUUCUAGUGCCUUGUCGUGGCCACACAUCCUGUUCUUAUGUGUAUGGUGACCGCCCCCCUGGCCAGCGUGCUUGGCGCAGCGCCCACCCCCUGUCCCACCCUAAAGACCACCCCGGCACCCACCGGGGCAGGGGCGCCCAAGAGGGAGGCCGCUACUCCUCCGUCUCGCCGCCAGCUGGAAGACAUCCUGUUCGACACCUGCACAGGUUGUCAACGCUCGCAGACCCACCCCGGCAUGAGCGCCAUACCGCAGGGGGUGCUGGCGGCGCGCGCCGUGGCCGCAAACAACGCCAAGAUGCCGGAGGCCGCCAGGUCCGAAAUGGCGUUCGAGCAUCCACCCCUUAAGUACAACAGCAAGCUCAUGAAUUCCAUCUGGGGACUCUACAACCGCUACUCGGUGCACAACUUCAAGAAGAACACGGACGGGGAGGCCAAUAAUAUUAAUUUUGGGAGCCAGCAGCAAGUCCUCAUGGCAACUGCUGCUGCUCCUCUCCCCGGCGCUCUCCGCGACGCGUUCUGCCUGCAGUAAGGGCGGGGCGGGCGGGUGCGAGAGCGCUCCGGCGGCGCCCUGCGCUUGGCCGAGACGGUAUAAAGGUGCUGUGUGGUAGCUUCAGCAUCCAGCAUGUUGUUCGCGUACGGCGACCAAGGAGUGAGAAGUAUCGACGCAUUUCAAUGAAAAUUAAAAGAAAAAUUUACAGAAUAAAAAUUGAUUUCAAGAA